ACUUAACUAUUUGCUCUAGGUACCUUCUAAUUUACUAUCUUUCAAUUUUAAAACUGUCAGGUUACCUGCCUCUCUAUAAAGCAGGUAAUACCUUUCUCAGCUGGGCAGUUGAUGCUAAAGAAGGGACAAGUCAGAGACAAUUUCAUCUCAAUACCGUCUGAAACCAUCACAACCUUUUUCUGAGUACCUGUGGCUUACAUGUAAUCAGUGUAUCACUAAUCAUUUCUUGUUUGAUAUUCUAUUCUAGGGUAAGGAGAUAACAGAUGAUAUCACAAAACAUGUUCAAUAUGCUGCUCAUCAGUUGUUAGAUAGUGUUGGAGGUGAGCAUGUUGGUAGUGAUAUCACUAAAGGAGAAUCUGUUGUGACUAUGGAUGUGUGGGAUUUUGCUGGACAACACCUGUACUAUGCCAGUCAUCCUAUGUUCUUAUCAUCACGUGCGGUGUACAUUUUGGUACACGACCUCAGCAAGCCAUUACAAGCCCCAGCUCAGCCUUGUGUUAGACAAGGAACUUCUGAAAUUUAUUUGGCAAACCCAAACAAUGAAACAAAUCUGGACAAUUUGCUAUCAUGGCUUGUUACAGUUCAUGGCAUAGCACAAGUCAAAAAAGAAACAGAUAUUGAUGCUCAAAAUCUGCCCUAUCUGCAUCCUCCAGUGUUCAUUGUAGGCACACAUGCUGACAAACCAGCUGAAGACAUUGCAGAGAUGAAAUCACAAAUACAGGCGAGAAUUCUUGGUGCAGAAUAUGGGAAGCAUGUGGUCCCACCACUCUUCAGCAUUGAUAACAGGUGCUCAAACAUUUGGAAUAAGAUGAAGAGAUUUGUUAGUCAGGGUCUAAAGAAACGAAAUCAUCAAACAGGUAUUAAACUACUAAUGUAUGGCCAUUUAACAUGUAGCAAGCAUCAUCAAGUUAUCAUGCACCCAGGAAGUUUGGAGAGCAGAAAAGGUGCAGCCGAGACCAAGUCUAGCUUUUUUAGUGCUCUUCAAACUUCCCAGGAAGGUACAUCAUAACUCAAUUUUGCACAGCUAAAAGUAUAAAUCAAUUGUGUUGAAGCAUUGUCAAUGGAAAACAUUUCUCUAGUGAAGCAAGAUUAACUUUGCUCAGUUGCCACAAGUGUGCAUCAGUGGUUUUAUUAUGCAUGCUUAUGUCUUCUGAGUUUGAUAGCAUAGCUUUACUGGCUAUGUUAUAAGUAAAAUUGAUUCAUUAUUGAUAAUAUAUAACUACCACGUUAUUUUACAUAUUGACUAAAGUCGCACACGCUUUUAACUCGUUUCGGAUCUUCC
Messenger RNA from Orbicella faveolata, 1282 nucleotides. RefSeq lists its product as uncharacterized. NCBI's taxonomy places the organism in Eukaryota, Metazoa, Cnidaria, Anthozoa, Scleractinia, Merulinidae. The record is from RefSeq and is a predicted model, not a curated record.